GCCCGCACGUGGCUCUGUCCCGCUUCCCCGCGCUUCCCCGCGCCGCUCCGAGGGCCGUUCGUGCCCGCCCCGCCGAGGGGGCCCCGGCUGUCCCCGCAGGGUCCGCCCCGGGCCCGGCCCGGCGGCUCCGUCCCUCUCGGAGCAUCGCGGCCGCUGGAGGGGAAGGGAUGGCGGGGGGGGACGACGGGCGUCCAGCUGCGGUUGAGGCAGAACUUGUUAUUUCUGCGGCCACGGGAACGUCUCUCGUUCCCCGCGGAUGGCGGUGGGUGUGUCGGCCAGCACCGAACACCGCACGCGGCGGCGGUGCCGUCCGCCACCGUUUGCCGCCCGUUUUUGUUUUAUUUCUGUGGGGUUUUUUUUUUUUCACGUCGAACCGAGGGGUGCUGAGUCUGCUGCAUUCCGACGGGCCUCCUCUGGUCCAAGCCAUCUUCAACCGCGAUGUAGAGGAAGUGCGGUCGCUGCUGAAUCAGAAGGAGAAUAUCAAUGUACUGGACCAAGAAAGACGAACACCUCUGCAUGCUGCUGCCUACAUAGGAGAUGUUGCAAUCCUCGAGCUCCUCAUACUGUCAGGUGCUAAUGUUAACGCAAAGGACACUGUUUGGCUCACCCCGUUACACCGCGCUGCGGCUUCUCGCAACGAGAAAGCACUUCACCUCCUCCUGAAGCACUCGGCAGAUGUCAAUGCCCGCGACAAGUACUGGCAAACGCCUCUGCAUGUCGCUGCUGCCAACCGGGCCACCAAGUGUGUGGAGGCCAUCAUCCCCCUGCUGAGCACUGUCAAUGUCGCGGACCGCACGGGCCGCACGGCGCUGCACCACGCCGUGCACAGCGGCCACCUCGAGAUGGUGAACCUGCUGUUAAACAAAGGGGCCAGCCUGAGUACUUGCGAUAAGAAGGAUCGCCAGCCCAUCCACUGGGCAGCUUUUCUAGGGCAUUUGGAAGUUCUGAAGCUGCUGGUGGCCCGUGGAGCUGAUGUGAUGUGUAAGGACAAGAAGGGCUACACCCUGCUGCACACGGCUGCAGCCAGCGGGCAGAUCGAAGUUGUGCGUCACCUGCUGCGGCUGGGCGUGGAGAUCGAUGAACCAAAUUCCUUCGGUAACACUGCACUUCACAUUGCCUGUUACAUGGGCCAAGAUGCCGUGGCCAACGAACUGGUCAAUUACGGCGCCAAUGUCAAUCAGCCUAACGAGAAGGGCUUCACCCCUCUGCACUUUGCUGCUGUCUCCACCAAUGGGGCCCUGUGCCUAGAGCUCCUUGUCAACAACGGGGCCGACGUCAACUUUCAGAGUAAGGAAGGGAAAAGCCCCUUGCACAUGGCUGCCAUCCACGGGCGGUUCACGCGUUCGCAGAUCCUCAUUCAGAAUGGCAGUGAGAUUGACUGUGCUGACAAAUACGGCAAUACCCCCCUCCACGUUGCUGCUAGAUAUGGCCAUGAGCUGCUAAUUAGUACUUUGAUGACGAAUGGUGCUGACACUGCAAGGCGUGGGAUCCACGACAUGUUCCCUCUGCACUUAGCUGUUCUCUUUGGAUUUUCAGACUGUUGUCGUAAGCUACUUUCCUCAGGUCAGUUGUACAGUAUCGUCUCCUCGCUGAGCAACGAGCACGUGCUGUCUGCAGGCUUUGAUAUCAACACACCUGACAACCUUGGGAGGACUUGCCUCCACGCUGCUGCUUCUGGAGGGAACGUUGAAUGUCUUAAUUUGCUGUUGAGCAGCGGUGCUGACUUGAGGAGGAGAGAUAAAUUCGGAAGGACUCCACUGCACUACGCAGCUGCCAACGGCAGCUAUCAGUGUACGGUGACAUUGGUCACUGCAGGAGCCAGUAUUAAUGAGGCUGACUGUAAAGGCUGUACCCCCUUACACUAUGCUGCUGCUUCGGACACGUACAGGAGAGCAGAGACUCAUUCAGGAAACAGCCAUGACACUGAUGAGGAGCCACUGAAGGAGUCCAGGAUGAAGGAGGCAUUCUUUUGUUUAGAGUUCUUGCUGGAUAAUGGUGCUGACCCAUCCCUCCGGGACAAACAGGGUUAUACUGCUGUCCACUAUGCAGCUGCAUAUGGCAACAGGCAGAACCUCGAACUGCUCCUGGAAAUGUCUUUUAACUGCCUGGAGGAUGUGGAAAGCACCAUUCCAGUCAGCCCUUUGCACUUAGCUGCCUAUAAUGGUCACUGUGAAGCCCUGAAGACACUUGCUGAAACCCUCGUGAACCUGGACGUGCGGGACCACAAGGGGCGGACAGCCCUGUACCUCGCCACGGAGAGAGGCUCCACUGAGUGCGUGGAGGUGCUCACCAGCCACGGCGCAUCUGCCCUGGUGAAGGAGAGGAAGAGGAAGUGGACCCCUCUCCAUGCUGCAGCUGCCAACGGGAAUACUGAUUCCCUGCACCUCCUGAUAGACAGCGGGGAGCGGGCAGACAUCACCGAUGUCAUGGACAUCCACGGCCAAACCCCACUGAUGCUGGCGAUCAUGAACGGCCACGUUGACUGUGUCCACCUCCUCCUGGAGAAGGGAUCCACAGCUGACGCAGCCGACAAGAGAGGAAGGACCGCUCUGCAUCGGGGGGCUGUGACGGGCUGUGAGGACUGCCUGGCUGCUCUGCUGGACCACGAUGCCUUCGUUCUGUGUCGGGAUUUCAAAGGCCGGACCCCGAUCCACUUUGCAUCGGCGUGCGGGCACUUAGAAAUCCUGAGGACCUUGCUGCAGGCAGCCCUCUCUACUGACCCUCUGGACUCUGUUGUGGACUACAGCGGUUACUCACCAAUGCACUGGGCUUCAUACAGUGGGCAUGAAGAUUGUCUUGAAUUGUUACUUGAACACAAUCCAUUUGCAUACCUAGAAGGAAACCCCUUUACUCCAUUGCACUGUGCAGUAAUUAACAACCAGGACAGCACUGCUGAAAUGCUGGUGGAAGCAUUAGGUGCCAAGAUUGUUAAUAGCAGAGAUGCCAAAGGAAGGACACCCCUUCACGCUGCUGCCUUUGCAGACAACAUCCAUGGUUUACAGCUGCUUCUGCGCCACCAAGCCGAGGUGGACACAACUGACAAGCUGGGGAGGACUCCCCUCAUGAUGGCCUCUGAGAACGGGCACACUGCAGCAGUUGAGUUCCUGCUGUACCAAGCAAAAGCAAAUAUAACUGUGCUGGAUGUCAACAAGAACACAGCUCUUCACCUGGCCUGCAGCAAGGGUCAUGAAAAGUGUGCCUUGUUGAUCCUGGGGGAAACCCAAGACCUUGGCCUUAUCAAUGCAAGUAACAGUGCUCUGCAGAUGCCGCUCCACAUCGCUGCACGGAAUGGGCUGGCCACCGUUGUCCAGGCCCUGCUCAGCAGAGGUGCCACCGUGCUGGCUGUGGAUGAAGAAGGUCAUACCCCAGCCUUGGCAUGCGCCCCCAACAAGGACGUUGCCGACUGCCUGGCACUUAUCCUCUCCACCAUGAAGCCUUUCCCACCUAAAGACGCCAUCAGCUCUUUCAGCUUCAACCUCCUCAAGAACUGCGGCAUUGCAGCCAAAACCGCGGCCUGCGGGGCCCUGCCCAACGGCAGCACCUGCCCCUACAGCAAGGACCGGCACAAUGCCAUCGGCUUAGACGGCUGUUACUCGGAGUAGCUUAAACUAUGGGUGACCUAAUAUCUUAUUAUAUUUAUUUAGAAAUUCUAUAAAUAUAGGGCACUUUAAAGGAGAACAAGACUGGGCAGGCCUUCUAGCAUGGCCGAGUAGACCAAGAGUUCAACGCUUCCUCUUCUUCUUGCUGGAGCACCGGCGUGGUGCUAGCGCUGCUCGUUGCUGUAACGAGGGGCUGGCAGUGCUACCCCAAUGGCACGGGGCUGCCCUGAGCACCAAGCCACGCUCCUCCAGCUGUUUGCAUCCCUCGCGUGGCAUCCACCGCCUCCCUUGGGCUGCGUGGCCACAGAGAACCAAAAUGAGAAAAACUCUCAAUUUAAAACAAAACAAAACAAAAAACAAAAAAGCAGCUGAUUGGGACCAUCAGUUGGGCUGCAGACGGGGAGAGGAUUUGGCUCCCAGCUUUUGGGGGUGGAUUGAAAUCGGUUCCAUUGGCGUCCCCAUGCUGUCUGCAGGCUGGAACAGGGAAGCCUGAACUCUUGGUGGGGUGUGGGGUUUGGGAUCGGGGUGGUCUUGCAGCCGCUGGGGUGGGUGCUAGCUCCUGGCCAAGUGCCACUGUAAUGCUCCUCUCUGAGUCACUUUUCUCUCAUACUCAUCCUUCAAUUCCAAUACAAACACUUGAAUCAAGAUCUACUGUACCUGGGACACUAAAAUACCCUUUUGGCAGCUGUCAUUUUUAUGCAAAAACGGGUGCUGCUGCCCGACUCCGCGGUCUGCGCGCCGCGGCCGCGCUGCUGGAACCUCGCUCCCCACACCAGGCACUUUAGGGAUUCUGUUGGUUUUCUGUUUUUGGGGUUUUUUUUUUUUUCUUCCUCUUGACAAAAUGUCGGAUCCUAAGAGACGAUUCCUUGAUUCUUUUUGGAGUUUUCGUUCUCUGUGUUGCAUGGCCGUUCCCAUGCGAGAGUCAGUGUUGCUUUUUUUUUUUUUUUAAAGAAAAAAAGAAAAAGGUUAUUUAUAAAGAAGCAAGCAUUUACCUUUAAAAAAAAAAAACCAAGAAAAAUCGAAAAAAAAAUCUGAAACUUUUAGCCUUUAAGUAAGGAAGAAAAUGCACUUCAGAGUCCUUAUUCACAACCCUGAUAGGUCUGUAUUUAUUUUUCUAAUGCAGCACGUUGGCAGGUUUUAUUAGCGUUGCAUGUAUGUGAGAUCGUUGGGUUUUUUUGUUGUUGUUUCGGGUUUUCUUUUCUAAUUUUAGAGAUCAUAUUUAUAAUGCAGGUUUGAAGCAUUCGAGAAACGUUGCACUGUUGGGUUUUUUUUUGUUUCGUUUUUGUGGUUUUUGGUUUUUUUUCUUCUGAAUUACUGUAACAGUAUCACGUGCAAAAGCGAUACUCUUUGCUCCAUAUCACAAGUCUGUGCAAAGCCAAAGACUGGGCACUGAGAAAGGGACAGGGCUGAUGGGGACGGGCAGCCCAUGGCUGGCAUCUGCUGCUGAUUCUGACACCGUGCCUGGGCUGGGUGAGGCCCUGGCAGAGAGAGCAGGCCCUGGGAAAGCUGCAGCCUGCUCAUGGCCUGCUUGGUUCCUGCUUGUGGCCUGCUCAGGGCUCUCUGUGGCAUGUUUGUGGCCUGCUCAGGGCCUGUCCAUGGCAUGUUCACAGCCUGUUCGUGGCCUGCUUGGGGCCUCCUCAUGGUCUGUCCAUGGCCAGCUUGGGGCCUGCUCAUGGUCUGUUUAGGGCCUGUUCAUGGCCUGCUCAUGGUCUGUUCAUGACCUGCUUGGGGCCUACUCAUGGUCUGUUUAGGGCCUGUUCAUGGCCUGCUCAUGGCAUGUUUGGGGCCUUUUUGGGGCCUGUUCAUAUCUUGCUCAUGGCCUGUUCUUGGUUUGCUUUCAGCCUGCUCAGGGCCUGUUUGAGGUCUGUUCUUGGCAUGUUCACAGGCUGUUCGUGGCCUGCUUGGGGCCUGCUCAUGUUCUGUUCAUGGCCUGCUCAUGGCAUGUUCGGGGCCUGCUUGGGGCCUGUUCACAUCCCAUUCAUGGUCUGUUUGUGGCCUGCUCGUGGCCUGCUCAUGUUCUGUUCAUAGCCUGUCUUUGGCCUGCUUGAGGCCUGCUCAUGUUCUGCUCAUGGCCUGUUAUUAGCCUGCUCGUGUCCUGUUCAUGGCUUGCUUGCGGCCUGCUCGGGGCCUGUUUGUGGUCUGUUCAUGGCCUGCUCAGGGCCUGUCUGUGGCCUGUCUAUGGCAUGUUCAUGGCCUGCUCGGGGGGCCUGCUCACGGCCUGUUUACAGCCAGUUUGUGGCCCGCUCAGGUCCUGCUCAGGUCCUGCUCCUCCCAUCCCAUCCCAUCCCUCCCGCUCCUGCGGUGCCUCUCGGUUCUGCAUAGCGUAGGAAGGAAAGCGUUUCUGUAACCAAAACAGCAUCUUUGUUUCUUGUUGCCUGUUGGAAGUUGUUGCUCUCUGUCGCGUUGGUGCAGGCUGUCCCUGGGCAGCGGGAUUCAGCGCCUGUUGCACUGCGGCUUUCUUUUACCAAAGCCCAACCCUCAGAACCAAAUAGGGAGCGGCAGCCCUGGCCUUUGGCUGACGAGCACAUGCUUUGUGUCUCACACAGGAGUGUCCCCGCUGAUGCUCCCUGGUGCCCCGGUAGCGGUGCCACGGUGCAGGCCGUACUCCUUUGCUUCUCUGCCCCCAGCUCGGGGCUCCCCGCUCACCCCACCCCCCCCCAUCCUCCAGCUUGAAGGAAAGUGUUAACCUUUCUGCACCGAAUACCUCAGUUGGGAACCAGAGCUCACAAAACUUGAAUUAAGAGGUCCUUUUUGAAGAUCCUUUUCAGUAUUCUGCAGAGAAGAACUGGAAAAAAAAGAGAUUUGUUUACAUGGCUGUCGAGCCCACGCUUGCUGCCCGUCGCGUCCUUUAUCUCCCGGCUCCUCGCCGAUGGCUGUCGCCUUUCCCUGCGGGGUGGGAGAAUGGGUCCAAAGUCCCCACCGCUGUGGCCACGGAGCACCAGGUUGUGCCGGGGCCGUGGGGUGGUGGCAGAGCUCAGACUGCCAGGGCCGGGUACAGAUGUCGGCUGGCCGGUGCGUGUUGGUCCAUCACAGCAUUUUCUGUAGCCAGGGCAGGAGAAUCCCUUAGAGCACACAGAGCACGCUGCUUUUCCUUCCCUCCCCCCUUUUAUUGUUUUUUUCCAGUCUUGUUGUGGGUUUUUUUUUCAGCUUCUUUUUCCGAACCCGAUCUCUUUUUGCCUUCUGUCCACGCUGUGCGUUGUCACCCGUCGCUCAACACCACCACUAAACUAUGAGACAAUCAAUGUGAUCUCUGUAAGGGCUUCUCCAUUUCUUCUCUGCAGCACCGUGCUUUACGUGGACGCGUUCUUUGCUCUUAGCGAGGAGUUUUUUCUCCCCUCCCCUCGUGUCUUAUUAUUAAUAAUGAUGAUGAUAAUAAUAAUGACAGUGGAGUGAAAGGAGGUUUCAGCAGCGCAUCCGCGGUUAGGGGGGCUGAGUGGGGGGUGGGGGUGGGGGGGGGAUGGGAGAGGGAAGCGCGGCCAACGUUCCCUGCAGGUCCCAGUCUUGUUCUCCUUUAACGCUGUAUUGUAUACAUUUGACAGCACAGCUUGACAAUUUAAGUAAUAAUCAAAGUGUUUGGUAAUAAUGCAUUAUUUUGCUAAACGAGAUUUGUGAUGGUUUCCCUGGUUGCAUUGUAAGAGGGAUGGAGGGAAACUUCCGCUGCCCGCCCGCUGCCCGCUCCUCCCCGCCACCUCGAUGCCAAAGUUGGACCAUUCCUGCUUCGCGUUCCCUUGGGCACACGUUUGGUGUAGCUCUCACCAAGCAGCGACUUUUCAGCCCCCCUCCCCUAAAGCUGUCCGUGUGGGUGUGGAACAAACAGCCCCAUUCCCCCCCUCUGCCCCCCCCUUAACAAAAGGAAGUUUCUCUCCGCCCCCUGGUCCAAAGCACUUGCUUCAAGUAAUAAGCACUUUUGUUAAAGCAUGAGUCUGGAUUCCCUUUAGCGUCCCACGGGAUAGAGAGCAGCAAAGAAGGGAUUACGAGAGUGUCUUUGGCUUUGUUUUUCGUUAUUAUUUCUUGAUUUAUUUUUUUUUUUAACUUUAAAGAAAGAAAGAAAAAAAAAAGUUUGUUUCUAGGGAAUGAAUGAACAAAGGGAAGUUAUGUUACGAGAGAGAGAGAGAGAGGGGAAAAAAAAAAACACACAAAAAAAAAACCACAAAAAAAAAAAGAAAAAAAAACACAAACAAACAAAAAAAAAAACAGCACAAAUACAUUUCAACUCGAAAAAAAGGUGUAUUUGCACUGCCAUUGCUAGAAUUCCGGGCUGCACCGCCCGGCUGAGCCAUAUAAACUGCUGACAAACACUGAAUGUAACGCACCGCCCCGGGGGAGCCCGGCAGCUGCGAUUGGCUUUGUCCUGCCAGGCACUUCCACAGUCCCAAAUAACCCAGCGGUGGUGAGGAGGUGCUCGGUGUGUUUUCUUGUUGCUGUUCCCGAGCUGCAGGCGAUUUGUGUUUCCUAAGGGAGAUGGGAGACCCCCAUCCCUGUGCCCACCCCCCCCCCCAAUCCCAGUCCGGUUCCCCAACCCAAAGCACCGCAGAGGUCCCCCCGGCCCCACCGACCCGGGGCUGUGGUUGACAGGUCCGAAAGUAGCACUGAAAACAGAGCAAAAGCUCCAAAAUAAAAGAGAUAUUAAACAAAUAUAUAGGAAACAAAGAGGACAGGAAGGACUCUUUAGGUUUGGAGCACUCCGAGUGGCGCGCGCCUGCGGCCCCGAGCGCAGUGCGGAGCCAAAGCCAAAACAGAGAACAAACCAGAGACCCCAGAAACAACCUUUUUGGUUCAUUUGCGUUGCGUGGUGGGGCUGGGGGCCACGUCCCCCCCCCUCCUCCCCCCAUAGGGACCACAGAACCGCGAGAGCGUCGCGUCCGAGCCGUGCCGAGCGCGUCCCACUUUGCCUUCAGUAAGAAACCAAAGGACAAAAAACCACCCCCUUUCCAUUGGGAACGCGCGUGCGUUGUUCGCUUUGGGGCAGUUGGGUGUUUUGUUUUCUUUCUUUUUCCUCUUCUUUUUCUUUUUUUUUUUUCUGUUCCUUUCUUUCUUCCUUUCUCUCCAAGGACGCCAGGAGCUGUUGGCACCUCUUCUCCCAGCGGCGCUUUUUCGGGUUCAUAACGCGGAGCUCCGGGCCGAGCGGGGCAGCAGGAAGGGGACGCGUCUGCGAGGACUUGAAGGCAUCUGUAGCAAGCUCUGUGUCUUUACAAUAUCCUGUGUGUAAAUGCUGCACCUCUGUAUAUUAUGCACAUAAACAUUUCUUUGAAUACGAUAGGACAGACCUCAUCAGCAGUCAGGUACAACGACUCUUCCUCCUCUGUGUCCCGGUGUUCCCCGUGUGCGUGUGGAUCCGCGUGUCUGGGCGUUGUCUGAGCUCGUUCCAAUGCAAAGAAGGAGGAAAAUGAAUAAUAAUAAUAAUACUAAUAAUAAGAGGAACAUGGCCUUACUCGAUCCCAUCCUAUUGAUCUUGUUCGACUUGACAAUAAUAAAGUGAACGCAUGGAAA
Molecule: messenger RNA, 9089 nt
Organism: Gallus gallus (chicken)
Lineage: Eukaryota; Metazoa; Chordata; Aves; Galliformes; Phasianidae
Gene: ANKRD52
Product: ankyrin repeat domain 52
Exons: 28
Coding region: 168-3602 (1144 amino acids)
Biological process (GO): protein localization to ciliary inversin compartment
Cellular component (GO): ciliary inversin compartment
Molecular function (GO): protein binding
Source: RefSeq, a predicted model, not a curated record